Sphaeroforma arctica JP610 is the source of this 2392-nucleotide messenger RNA. RefSeq lists its product as hypothetical. Bases 123 to 1841 code for a protein of 572 amino acids. The record is from RefSeq and is a predicted model, not a curated record. The transcript is spliced from 4 exons. Lineage: Eukaryota; Ichthyosporea; Ichthyophonida. Gene Ontology annotation, biological process: regulation of DNA-templated transcription. Gene Ontology annotation, molecular function: DNA-binding transcription factor activity.
AGAGUACACAUCGCAUACUUAUACGAAAUAACACCAUAACUACUUCAGCUUUACAUCCUCCCAUUUAUUAACAUUAAUAGCUGAUCUUCCCAUAUCAAUACCCAAUCAAGAACUGUGGAACCAUGGUGAUCUCAGAAGACUUGUUCUCCAAAUUCAAUUUGAAUGAGCUUCUUUUGGAUAUCGACGUGAAUGAUAAUAUUGGGCUUCUGGACUCUGCGAACUGGCUGGAUGAUGCUUUUUACGCUGCGGCCGACGCAGACGUGAAUCUCGCUUCAGAUAUCUUCGAUACACAGUCGAACACACAAGUGGACGAUGGACUGUUAGACGAUGUCACUUCGUUCAGCUCACCAGUCCAAACUGCGGCGGGUCUUCCGUCAUUGGAGUCUAUCCAAAGCAGUGUCAAUUGGUCUCCUGAAACAGCUUCCUUGAGUACAUUGAGUGUACAGAGUCCUUCAGACGAAGUUGUGUCGCUCGCACCGGCAGACAUCACCGCAGAAAAUACCAACACAACUGAAGGUUUAAUUGAUGGUACUAGUACAAUGCGCGCCAGCACCAGUGCUACGCAGCCUUUGACUCAGAGCGCUCUCGGUAGGGUGGGCGGGCCCGUACGCCAUCGCGGUCGCAGGCGUGCCAAUCGCAUAACUGUCGCAGCCGUUAGGCAGGCAAUGCAGUUGAGUGAACAUCAGCAAGCGCAACAGCAGAAUCCUCUUGAGUCACUUGGCGAGUUUACAAACCCUAGCACCUUGGCGAGUACAAGUUCCAGUCCAAGCGCACCGAAUGCGCCAAUGCAACUCAAGACACUGCCUACUGCUGAAAGUCUCGACUUCGGGGCAUUCGAGUAUGCAGGUACUGACUUCUCUUUAUCGACAUCGGAUAUGGAUCUGUGUCUGGAUCCGUCGGCGUCCACUGACGAAUGCUCCAGCAAUGCCAGUCAGAAACUCGGCAGUAUGGCCAGCACCAUGACUGGCCUGACCAACUUCACAGGACUGGAGGACACAAGCUCUAAGGGUAGGUUGAGCUUGGAAGGAACUGAUACAGUAGGAUCUGGUGGCAAGCGUUUGAAACAGGGAGAGCUGCAGGCUGCUCAGAUUAUGGGUACUCAGUUAUCUAAAAACGAUCUGGAGAAGCUGGAGGCUAAACUUGAGAAAAAUCGAAAGAUGGCUAAGGAGAGUCGCCAGAAAAAGAAGGAAUAUGUGAAAGGAAUUGAACACCGAUGUCGUCAAUACGAACUCGUCAUUCAAAAGUUGAAUGAGCGCCUCGCCGCAACAAGUCGGUGCAACGGUGCUCUUAUUGCUGAACUGGUAGCUAGUAACAACGGUGUUCUCCCACCCAAUGUGGCUGCUAUUCUGCAACUCAAUCUUCCCGCGUACACCCCUGUGGGUUUUGGAGGACCCGGUGUUCCACUGAUGCCAUCGGGCGGCACUCCUAUUUCAAUGAGCAAUUUAGCUGGCAACGUCGAAGUAAUGCGACAAUUUUCAAUGCAAGCUCACCGACCAACUGCACAGCAUAUCAAUCAGAUGCGCGGCUCUAUGCCUGCUAUGGAUCCGACUCUAAGACCUGGUUUGAGAUGUUUGCCACCCCAUGUUAUGGCUCCCCAUGUACCAGGAUUUGUCCCGGCUCAAGCUCAACCCAUCGCCAAGCAGACCAGUGCACCUGGAGAAACAAAGGGCGUGAGUGGUACUGGUACUCCGAUCGGAAAAUCUCAGCAAAUCUCUCUGUGUCCCGCGAACGCUUCAAGCGAAGCAGUGUCAGUAGUUGAUUUUGAUAAAAAGCUUGUAGCGGAGUCGGAAUCUGCAUGUGUAUCGCUUACAAAUUCAGUAGGAGAGCCUUUGGUGGCUUGAGUAUAUCAAGAUGGACCACAGAGGAAAAUACUGACCGUAGAUUGUCGUUUACCAUGUGGGCUAUAUACGGGGAACGUCGCCUAUCACACGACGACUGGUCGAUGUCAACUCCGGCGUUAAAGGUCUCCAGUCAAGCCAAGGGACGCGCCGGAUUGGCCGAGAUGAGAAAUUCACCGCGCCGAGCGCAGAUGAGCUUGCUCAACUUAUGAUUUGAGUUUACUGCGUCAGGACUGCAACAUGAGAGAGGAAAGAAUGCUCUCUGGAUCCGAAUCGGGCGCGAUUCACGCUCACACCAGAAAUAGGAUUAUUUAAAAGCUACGGUGUAGAAUAGUCCGAAAAAUAGAAAGCGCUGACGGCGCGAAAUAGAGAAAAAAAAGUCAAGACAUAAUUUGUGUGUCUGUAAGGACAUAGCCUUCUAAAUUGAACAAGGCUAUGGUAAGGAGUCGAGGUAGAUCCAGUCACAUACUAAUAAAAACGAACUAAUUAAAGAAAUCCUACAUAUAUACUCUUUAUAUUUUCUUGUAAAUAAACGGAUUGUUUGCGUCUUCGAG